AUGGCUCUGCGCGACCUUGUGGCCGUGGGCCCCAAGGUGACCAAGGACGUGAGCAAGCCCAGGCACAGCUGCCGCCCCGGACGUCUGACCAAACACACCAGGUUUGUGCGGGACAUGAUCCGGGAGGUGUGUAGCUUCACCCCGUACAAGCGGCGUGCCAUGGAGUUGCUGAAGGUCCCCAAGGACAAACGGUCCCUCAAGUUCAUCAAGAAAAGGAUGGGGACGCACAUUCGCACCAAGAGGAAGCGGAAGGACCUGAGCAAGGUGCAGGCCACCAUGACGAAAGCUGCUGCCAAGAAAGACUGA
Molecule: messenger RNA, 306 nt
Organism: Symphalangus syndactylus (siamang)
Lineage: Eukaryota; Metazoa; Chordata; Mammalia; Primates; Hylobatidae
Product: large ribosomal subunit protein eL36-like
Biological process (GO): translation
Cellular component (GO): ribosome
Molecular function (GO): structural constituent of ribosome
Source: RefSeq, a predicted model, not a curated record